UAUUUGAUAAUUCAUAAGAAAUCUAGAGGACAGUUUUUUGGGGAUCAUGCUACGAACUACAUCUGCAUCUUAUAGCUAUUAAAAUUUAAAUUGUUUCAAAUAAUAUAUUUUAUGAAUUCUAAAAUUUUAAGAAUUCUGACACAGUUAUUUAAAGAUGCUAUCGAAUCUAUUUUUAUAAAGACUGGAAAUCGAGAUAUUUUUAUUUGAGUAGACAAAAUUUCGAAUAAUCUUAGAACGGAUCACUUACAAGAUGUCAUCGACGGUUUUGUUGUUCUUAUAUCUGAAUAUGCUCUACUUAACUUGCUGUGAUGUAAGCGUUUCAAGACUAUCCAAAAUAAACACAAAUUUAUCAAGUGAUGAAAGUGUCACGGAAACGCAACAAGCAUCUUGUAAAAUUGCUACGGAAAAAUUAGUUACUAGUGCACAUGCAAGUAUCACGAGAGUACUUACUGGAACUUGCAAUACAAAAAUGAUCGAUGAAAAGCUACAAGCUUUAGAAAAAAAUCUAACUAAAGAAUUGGAAGAAAUCAAGAUAUUACUUUACACAAUUCUAGAGAUUAAAAAAGACUUGCCAAAGUUAACGAAAUUAUUCGAUGACUAUCACGAAGAAAGUGAGAUAUUAACUCCAAGACAAUUUGAAAUCGAUAACUUCAAUAAUACGAUCCAAAGAAUUUCAACGUUAAACGGAUCCGCAAACUUCUUUUUUUAUUAUUGGCAAAUAAAACAUUUUGAUGAGAAACUUGCCAAUUGGAAAACUGCUCGUUUCAUACGCAGUUCAACAUUUUAUGUAGGCCACAAUGGAUAUGCCAUGUACAUCAAAGUUACACCGCGAUAUUUUCCGGACGGUACAAUUUUCAUAGGGGUCGGAUUAACUCGUGGUUACCACGAUUCCAUUCUUGAGUGGCCAUUUCCUUAUAAGAUUCGUCUCGAGAUUUUAGAUCAUUCAUCCAAGGAAUCACAACGAGAUCGACGAUCACGAAUCUGGGAUCCAUCCAUGCUUUGUUCGGAAUAUUUUUGGGGUCGUCCAAAAUUAAUUGGAGAACCAGAUAAUCCAGAAUGCGUUGGAUUGAGCGUUCCACGACAAAUUCUUUUCUAUAAAUUGCCGUUUUCAAUCGAUCACUUAUCGAGCAAUACGAAAUAUCUUUGGAAGGGAAGUAUCACAAUAAAGUUAACAAUUUAUCUUUAGAUGAUUUUAUUUCUGAUGAUCAUAUAUAUAUAUAUAUAUUUAUAUAUACAUAUACAUAUAAUA
Molecule: messenger RNA, 1249 nt
Organism: Apis dorsata (giant honeybee)
Lineage: Eukaryota; Metazoa; Arthropoda; Insecta; Hymenoptera; Apidae
Exons: 5
Coding region: 251-1186 (311 amino acids)
Molecular function (GO): protein binding
Source: RefSeq, a predicted model, not a curated record